GAGAACAGCAAGAAGUUUAGAUUCUUCGGAAGUGAAGGGAAGAAACACCGCGACAAGCUCGACCUGAACGCAGCACGCGAGUUCAUGCAGUUUGCCGUUCACUUGCGAAAGUUCUACUUCGACUUGCUCUACCCCCCGGGAGCCAAUGGCCGGAGGCGAGCCCUUCUUCGAUGGGGGAUGCUCCACGUGCAGUCCAUGGGCGUCAGAGGUGCACCGUACAGGCUUUGGUCAUCACUGGUUCCUCCGAUUGUGGUCAUCUCAGCGCCGAUUGGCGACCUGCUGCACAAGCACCCGGCCUUCAGUCUUCAGGUCACGGAAGCCAGCGCAGUUUUCUCCGCCGCUCCAAAGGAGGGUCCGGAGCUGCGUUCCUUUCUCGCCUUCGACCGGAAGCGAAUGAGCCCCGAGAAGUUCGAGAAAGCGGGCCAGGACAAGAUGCGGCCCGUGUUUCAGCUGCGUGCGGCCAGACUGCAUCGCAAAGACAUGACCGACGAGGAGGUUCGAAACUCGCCGUGGGGCAAGAAAGGCAUCAGAUCCAUUCCAGCACCUUGGAAUACCUGCGUCUGUGUCGAGCCCUUCCAAGCCAACAUUUGCAAGGCGUUCGUCCUGCGCGUCCGGGAUUUCCUCCUCUCGUACUUGAGCGUUCCGAAACUGGACCCGGCGAAAAUUACGAAGAAGGCCUUUCCGCAUGCUGGCGAUCUGGAG
Molecule: messenger RNA, 702 nt
Organism: Symbiodinium sp. CCMP2456
Lineage: Eukaryota; Dinophyceae; Suessiales; Symbiodiniaceae
Source: the annotation of a GenBank genome assembly